Rhipicephalus sanguineus (brown dog tick) is the source of this 1519-nucleotide messenger RNA. RefSeq names its product arginine kinase. The transcript is spliced from 6 exons. The record is from RefSeq and is a predicted model, not a curated record. Bases 13 to 1365 code for a protein of 450 amino acids. Gene Ontology annotation, biological process: phosphocreatine biosynthetic process. Gene Ontology annotation, molecular function: creatine kinase activity. NCBI's taxonomy places the organism in Eukaryota, Metazoa, Arthropoda, Arachnida, Ixodida, Ixodidae.
AGCCAACCGGACAUGCGUCCAGUGACGCCUCCGAUGAUGUACCAGCCAAUGCCCGGAACCGCCCAGCAACCACAAAUGAUGUUCGCGCGCCCUCCGUCUCCCCCACCCAUGAUGGCGCCCAUGAUGCCACCAGUGAGAAUGCAGCCGCAGCAGUUCAUGCAGCAGCCACCACCCAUGGCCUUCGCGCCGCAGCCGCAGAUGAUGUUCGGCCCAACACCUAUGAUGUACGGGCAGCCCGGGCCGAUGUAUGCCAGCACAAGAGUGGUGUCUGCGGAAAAUGCUAGAGGACGAGGAGGAGGCGUGGACAAGGGCACUUUGGCCAAGCUGGACGCCGGCUUCAAGAAGCUGCAAGAUGCCAAGGACUGCAAGUCACUCCUCAAGAAGUACCUCACCAAGGAGGUCUUCGACAAGCUGAAGACCCGCAAGACUGCCAAUGGCGCCACAUUGCUUGACGUCAUACAGUCUGGUGUGGAGAACUUGGACAGCGGUGUGGGCAUAUACGCACCAGACGCCGAGUCCUACCGAGUGUUCGCCGACCUGUUUGAUCCGGUCAUCGAGGACUACCACAAAUUCAAGCGCACCGAUCGCCAUCCGCACACAAAUUUCGGUGACCUGAGCACGCUGAAAAACGUCGACCUGUCGAACGACAUCGUCGUGUCCACUCGGAUUCGAUGCGCCCGUUCUCUCCAAGGCUACCCGUUCAACCCUUGCCUGACUGAGUCUCAGUACCGGGAGAUGGAGGAGAAAGUGGUGCCCACACUGACCUCUUUCGAAGGCGAGUUGAGCGGCACCUACUACCCUCUCACAGGCAUGGACAAGGCGACGCAGCAGCAACUCAUCGACGACCACUUCCUGUUCAAGGAAGGAGACCGCUUCCUCCAAUCAGCCAACGCCUGUCGCUUCUGGCCCACCGGACGAGGCAUCUUCCACAACGACGCCAAGACUUUCCUUGUCUGGGUGAACGAGGAGGACCACUUGCGCAUCAUUUCCAUGCAGAAGGGCGGCAAUAUCCAGGAUGUAUUCUCUCGGCUUGUGAAGGCCGUCAAGGCCAUCGAGAAGAAGCUGCCUUUCUCGCGAGAUGAUCGCUUAGGUUACUUGACCUUCUGCCCGACCAACUUGGGCAAUACCAUUCGGGCCAGCGUGCACAUCAAGCUACCCAAGCUGUCGUCUAACAUGUCCAAGCUUGAGGAGAUUGCGGCUAAAUACGACCUGCAGGUCCGAGGCACCCGGGGAGAGCACACAGCGAGCGAGGGCGGCGUCUACGACGUCUCCAACAAGCGUCGCCUUGGCCUCACCGAGUACGACGCCGUGAAGACCAUGCAGGACGGGAUCCUGGAGCUCAUAAAGCUCGAGAAGGCUGCUUAGAAGCCGAAGAUAUCGCUCGAAAUUUCAGACGCCGAUUGGGAAUUUAGGGAGCCGAGCAAGCUGACGCCCCUCAGUUCGAAAAUUCAAGCCAUUUGAUAAACGAAAGAUUUAGUUCAGAAGGUCACCGUCGAAUAUAGCCGUCGAGGUCGCCGGC